AUUCACUGGUCUGUUCUCAGCGUUUCAUCUUAGUUUUACAACAAUACACGUGAAGAUUUGAUGCUUUUGUCCCUGUGCACGUGUUGUGUGUGUGUUGUGUUCUGUGGGUUUGUAAUCUGUAUAAUCUGAUUAUGUGGAGAGUUAAACUCAACGGGAGCUCAGUGUUUCACACACACGGGAUCUGUUCUCUGGUAAAAUGGCCUCAGCAAAAGAUGAUUUAUACCCAAGAAAGAUUCUGGACUAUAUGGAGGGGUUCUUGGUGUCAAAGACUCUGUUUGCUGCAUGUGAGCUGGGUGUGUUUGAGCAGCUGCACGCGUCUGCGCAGCCGCUGUCUGCAGUCGAACUGUCGCGAGCUCUGGGCACGAGUGAAGAUGCCACUGAGAGACUUCUGUGCGCGUGCGUGGGUCUCGAGCUUCUCAACACACACACAAACACGGACGGUGAAGUUUUGUUCAGUAAUACAGACAUGUCGACAGUGUUUCUAAUCGAGUCCAGUCCAAAGUCUCUAUAUCACUCAAUUCAGUACAGUUCCAGAACCAUCUACCUGUGCUGGCAUCACCUGACCGACGCCGUCCGAGAAGGAAAGAAUCAGUAUGAGAAAGCGUUCGGAAUAAACUCCAAAGACCUGUUUGAAGCAUUAUACAGGUCUGAUGAGGAGAUUGUGAAGUUCAUGCAUCUGAUGAACUCUAUUUGGAACAUCUGUGGCCAUGAUGUCAUCACGGCGUUUGACCUUUCACCCUUCAGAAGCAUCUUUGACCUUGGAGGAUGCAGCGGCGCUCUGGCCAAAAACUGUGUGUCCGUCUAUCCUGAAUCCUCCGUCACCAUCUUUGACCUUCCAAAGGUCGUGAAGACCUCACGAGAGCACUUUGUGUCACAGCGAGACGUCAGGAUUCACUUCCAUGAAGGAGAUUUUUUUAAAGAUGCUCUUCCACCGGCGGAUCUUUACAUUCUCGCUCGGAUUCUGCACGACUGGACAGACCAGCGCUGUGUGGAGCUGCUGAGGAAAGUUUACACGUCCUGCACACCAGGUGGAGGUGUGUUACUGGUUGAAGCUCUUCUUCAUGAAGAUAACAGCGGUCCGCUCACCGUUCAGCUUUAUUCACUCAACAUGUUGGUUCAGACUGAAGGUCGAGAGCGGAAGGGUUCAGAAUACAGUGGUCUGCUCACGGCUGCGGGCUUCACCUGCGUCCACAUCCACAGGACCGGAAAGAUCUAUGAUGUCAUCCUCGCCCUAAAAUAAACACCAACAUCAGAUGAUCGCAGCCACUCAAACCAUGACUGUAAAAAAUCAGGAUUCAGGAUUCUUUACAGCAACAUGAAAUGAAAAUAUUUGUCUCAUUGUGAACACACAACAAUCUCAGUAAUCUUUCAGUGAAACUAUCUGACACCUGAAAUCAUGUUUUCAGCUGAGAAAUAAGCAUAUAAACUUUUGUUAAAUUACUUAAUUCCCAUACAGAAACAACUUCAUUCAAACGUGCGUUACUUUCAAAGUGAAAAUAAAUAAUCAUACUUUCAAUUGACAGUUUUAUGUUCUUCUCAGUGCUCUUAUUACUGUCAAACUUAGUUUGUUUUAAAAAAGACACGGGCCAGUAAUAUAGUGUGUUGUAACUACUGCUAGUACUUAAAAUAUACUUAAUAACUACUGUUUAAGUACUGUAUACUUAUUAGUGUUGUUUCUCUCGUAUGAUCAUGAGAUUAAAAAGACAGAAUUAAUGUUU
Molecule: messenger RNA, 1718 nt
Organism: Triplophysa dalaica
Lineage: Eukaryota; Metazoa; Chordata; Actinopteri; Cypriniformes; Nemacheilidae
Gene: asmt
Product: acetylserotonin O-methyltransferase
Exons: 8
Coding region: 197-1240 (347 amino acids)
Biological process (GO): melatonin biosynthetic process; methylation
Molecular function (GO): acetylserotonin O-methyltransferase activity
Source: RefSeq, a predicted model, not a curated record